Molecule: messenger RNA, 9017 nt
Organism: Thunnus maccoyii (southern bluefin tuna)
Lineage: Eukaryota; Metazoa; Chordata; Actinopteri; Scombriformes; Scombridae
Product: protein unc-13 homolog A-like
Exons: 43
Coding region: 357-5993 (1878 amino acids)
Biological process (GO): synaptic transmission, glutamatergic; neuromuscular junction development; synaptic vesicle maturation
Cellular component (GO): presynaptic active zone cytoplasmic component; presynaptic membrane; terminal bouton
Molecular function (GO): diacylglycerol binding; calmodulin binding; syntaxin-1 binding
Source: RefSeq, a predicted model, not a curated record
GUCAGGGCGGCGCGGCGCGGCGCGGCGGGUGCUGCUGCUGCUGCUGCUGAAACAAGAUGGCUGUGCGCGCAGGAGGAGCAGCGGAGGAGAGCUGAGGCAAUGCAGAGGAGGAAGAAAAGGGGGGGCGAGGAAUUCACUCCUGUGUGUGUGUGUUGUCCUGCCAAAAGAGCAACAGCUCCGGAGAGCGAGAGACGAGCGCUUUUGAGAUAAUGCUGAUGUGUUUCCGUUACCGUUAAAGGUAACGGUGUGAGUUUUUUUUUUUAGUAACCAAGAGACAAACGGACCAAACAAAUCACGGAGCAUCCAGGCGGGCGCUCAGUAGAGGACAGCCGGGGACGCUCACACCGCUAUCAGAGAUGUCCCUGCUAUGUGUGGGAGUGAAGAAAGCCAAGCUGGAUGGACCCCAAGAGAAGUUCAACACUUAUGUGACUCUUAAGGUACAAAAUGUGAAGAGCACAACCAUCGCUGUCAGGGGCAACUUGCCCAGCUGGGAGCAAGACUUCAUGUUUGAAAUUAACCGCUUAGACCUGGGUCUGACAGUAGAGGUGUGGAACAAAGGGUUAAUCUGGGACACCAUGGUGGGCACCGUGUGGAUUCCCCUCCAUAACAUCCGACAGUCAAAUGAGGAGGGUCCGGGCGAGUGGCUCACACUGGACUCCCAGGUCAUCAUGGCUGAUAAUGAGAUCUGUGGCACCAAAGAUCCCACACUCCACCUGGUGCUGCUCGACACGCGCUUUGAGCUGCCUCUCGAUAUCCCUGAGGAUGAGGCACGAUACUGGGCCAAAAAACUAGAGCAACUCAACGCCAUGAGGGACCAAGAUUACUCAUACCAAGAGGAACAGGAACGUCCCCUUCGUGUACCUGGAACCCAGUGUUGUAAUUGGAGCCUAUGGGGAGACCAACAAAAUGAGGACCCAGACAGCGCCGUGGAUGACAGGGACAGCGACUAUCGCAGUGAAACCAGUAACAGCAUCCCCCCUCCAUACUACAGCACAUCCCAGCCCAACGCCUCUGUCCACCAGUAUCCCAUCAGCCACCAGCACCGCAACUCCAGAAGCUUCUCUUACCCACGCUCGACCAACAGCCACGACCUCGACUACAACCAUCAGAGGACUGUCAGUCCCACAGGGAGCUAUGCAUCAUCUGCAGAGUUGAGUCGAUGCAGUAGUCAGCUGAGUGAGGAGGACUAUGGUGGUGAGUACGGAGAGAGGGACCCUUAUGAUGAAAACGACUCCUACCACUCUUGCCACUCAUCGGUUAGCUACAGUAAGGGCUCUCCCGACUGGGACCCUGAUGAGACUCAGGGGGCGUACAGCGAUGAGGGCGGCUACAGCAAAGACGGAGGUGAGGAGGCAGCCCUGUACGAGGAGGAUGAUGGAGGACUGUAUGAGGGAGAAGAGGAGGGCCUCUAUGAGGAUGACGAGAUGAUGUACGACGAUGAAGAUUUGUACAAUCUGGAUGGUACACUCAGUGAAGACAUGGAGCCUCCAUUCACUCCCACCCCGACAUCAACUGCCCCUCCAACUCUUGAUGUUCCCAGCUCCAGACCUCCACUAGAGAAACAGUCCUCCUUACACCAACAGCAGCCCCCCACUCAACCCUCUAGCCAAACGUCCAACCAGGCUCAUCCUCCUGGCAUGGCCCCUGCAGCACAGCCUCCCUCUGGUCAACAAACAGUCCAACCACCUAAGCAGCCCCAGCCCCAAACACAGCCUCCGCCACAGGCUGCCCCGUCUGCCACUUCCUUCUUCUCAAUGGCCAAACCUCUAACAGCUGCAGUCACAGGCUUGGCUUCUACUUUCCUGUCUUCUGUUCCCACCGGCCAGCCUGCCCAGUCUCACCCCCCAGCCUCAGCUACAUCUCAACAACACCAUUCUGCUGCAGCCAACGCUGUCCCACCAUCCCACCCAGCCACCAUGGCUGCCUCAGCCUCCCAGCCCCCCUCCACUGCCAUGGGCCCUUCCUCCCAACAGACCCCAUCGUCUGCACAGCCUCAGUCCCUAUCAAAUGGUCCUGCCACCACACAGUCAGCUGCCCCUCAGGACCAGGCCCUCCAGCUGGAAGAAGAGCCUUGGCUAGAGGAGGAAAACAUGUUGGAGAAGGAGCCCAGGACACCCCCUGCCCAGCCAGAAGAAAAGUUCCCCAUGGAGGAGGAGGAGGAACACAUUGAAGAGAGCAGACCGCCGACGCCAAUAGAGGAAAUAGAGAUGCCUCCUGAGAGUCCUGCAGUCAAAGAGGAGCCCAAAGAGCCAGUGGAUCCAGCAGUCAGGGCCAAAGAGAACUGGCUAAGACUCUACAACAAGGUCUUGGAACAGCUUCGGGAGGCUCGGGGAGAGAACUCCAAUUCACUGUGGUUUGGUAAAGGAGGGAUGGGAGGUGCACUCUACAGUAUUGACAGCAUGCCGGACCUUCGCAAGAGAAAAGCCAUUCCUCUUGUCAGAGAUCUGGCGAUGUCUCUAGUGCAGAACUCUCGAAAAGCUGGGAUCACCUCGGCCAUGGCUUCCACCACUCUGGGCAAUGAGGAGCUGAAGAGUCAUGUUUAUAAAAAGACCCUGCAGGCUCUGAUCUACCCCAUCUCUUCCACUACCCCACACAACUUUGAAGUGUGGACAGCCACCACCCCCACCUACUGCUACGAAUGUGAGGGGCUGCUGUGGGGUAUCGCCCGGCAAGGCAUGCGCUGCUCUGAGUGCGGUGUCAAAUGCCACGAAAAGUGCCAGGAUCUGCUGAAUGCCGACUGUCUGCAGAGGGCUGCGGAGAAGAGCUCCAAGCAUGGGGCAGAGGACCGAACCCAGAACAUCAUCAUGGUCCUGAAGGACCGCAUGAAGAUCCGAGAGAGGAACAAACCAGAGAUCUUUGAGCAAAUCCAGGAAGUGUUCGGCCUUGACAAAGCAACACAUGCUACGCACAUGAAACAGAUCAAGCAGAGCGUGCUUGACGGGACCUCCAAGUGGUCAGCAAAGAUCAGCAUCACUGUGGUCUGUGCCCAGGGCCUGCAGGCUAAAGACAAAACAGGAUCCAGCGACCCGUAUGUCACUGUCCAAGUGGGUAAGACCAAGAAGAGGACCAAGACCAUCUACGGCAACCUCAACCCAGUCUGGGAAGAGAACUUCCACUUCGAAUGCCACAACUCGUCUGACCGCAUCAAGGUUCGCGUGUGGGAUGAGGAUGACGACAUCAAGUCUCGUGUGAAACAGAGGUUCAAACGUGAGAGCGAUGAUUUCCUGGGUCAAACCAUCAUUGAAGUCCGCACUCUGAGCGGGGAGAUGGACGUUUGGUACAACCUAGACAAGCGAACAGAUAAGUCUGCUGUGUCAGGAGCCAUCCGGAUGCACAUAAGUGUGGAGAUCAAAGGAGAGGAGACGGUGGCUCCUUACCAUGUCCAGUACACCUGUCUACAUGAGCACCUGUUCCAAUACACCACUGAGGAGCAGAAUGGCGGCGUAGUAAAGAUCCCUGAUGCCAAAGGGGACGAUGCCUGGAAGGUGUAUUUUGAGGAGACCGCUCAGGAGAUAGUCGAUGAGUUCGCCAUGCGAUACGGAGUCGAGUCCAUCUACCAGGCCAUGACCCACUUCGCCUGCUUGUCAUCUAAGUACAUGUGCCCAGGAGUGCCAGCCGUGAUGAGCACCCUGCUCGCCAACAUCAACGCUUACUACGCCCACACCACGCAGUCCUCCAACAAUGUUUCUGCCUCGGACAGAUUUGCUGCAUCAAACUUUGGCAAGGAGAGGUUCGUCAAACUACUGGAUCAGCUUCACAAUUCCCUGAGGAUCGACCUGUCCAUGUACCGGAAUAAUUUCCCUGCCAGCAGUCCUGAAAGACUCCAAGACCUCAAGUCUACUGUCGACCUGCUGACAAGCAUCACAUUCUUCAGGAUGAAGGUCCAGGAGCUUCAGAGUCCCCCCAGGGCGAGCCAGGUGGUGAAGGACUGUGUAAAAGCCUGUCUCAACUCCACCUAUGAGUACAUUUUCAACAACUGCCACGACCUCUACAACAGGGAAUACCAAACAGACCCUUCAAAGGCAGUCCCUCCAGAUGAGCAGGGUCCCAGCAUCAAAAACCUGGACUUCUGGUCAAAGCUCAUCACGCUCAUCGUUUCCAUCAUAGAGGAAGACAAAAACUCCUACACUCCUUGCCUUAAUCAGUUUCCCCAGGAACUGAACGUGGGCAAGAUCAGCGCUGAGGUCAUGUGGAAUAUGUUUGCACAAGAUAUGAAAUACGCCAUGGAAGAGCAUGAGAAAAACCGCCUGUGUAAAAGCGCAGAUUAUAUGAACUUGCACUUCAAGGUGAAGUGGCUCUAUAACGAGUACUGCAAGGAGCUGCCCACUUUCCAGAAGCAUGUACCUGAAUAUCCUGCCUGGUUCGAGCCAUUUGUCAUCAUGUGGUUGGACGAAAAUGAGGAAGUAUCCAGAGAUUUUCUACAUGGAGCCCUGGAAAGGGACAAAAAAGACGGGUUCCAGGUCACAUCAGAGCACGCUUUGUUCUCCUGCUCAGUGGUGGACGUGUUCUCUCAGCUCAAUCAGAGCUUUGAAAUCAUCCGCAAACUGGAGUGUCCAGACCCUCAGAUUGUCGGCAACUACAUGAAGAGAUUCGCCAAGACCAUCGGUAAUGUCCUGCUGUCCUACGCUGACAUCAUAGCAAAGGACUUUCCAAAUCAUGUCAAGAAGGAGAAAGUGCCAUGUAUCAUCAUCAAUAACAUCCAGCAGCUGAGAGUCCAGUUGGAGAAGAUGUUCGAGGCCAUGGGAGGCAAAGACCUCAAUGUGGAGGCUAGUGACUUUCUGAAGGAGCUGCAGAACAAACUCAACAACGUCAUGGACGACCUCAGCCACAUCUUUGCCGUCAGCUUCCAGCCCCAGAUUGAGGACAAUGUGAGGCAGAUGGGGGACAUACUUGCCCAGGUCAAGGGUCAGACUGUACCGGCCAAUGGCAGCGUGGUUCAGGAGGCGGACAACGUCCUUCAGCCCAUCAUGGACUUCCUGGACAGCAACCUGUCGCUGUUUGCUAAGAUCUGCGAGAAGACAGUUCUGAAGAGAGUGCUGAAGGAGCUGUGGAAACUGGUGAUGAACACAAUGGAGAAAACAAUCGUUCUUCCUACGCUCACUGACCAGACGGUUAUUGGCACCCAGAUGAUCUUCAAUGCUGCUAAGGAUUUAGGCCAGCUUUCCAAGCUCAAGGAACACAUGGGCCGAGAGGAGGCCAAAGCUCUGACUCCUAAACAGUGUGCAGUAAUAGAGCUGGCACUGGACACUAUUAAGCAAUACUUCCAUGCCGGUGGUGUGGGCCUGAAGAAAACAUUCUUGGAAAAGAGUCCAGACCUGCAGUCUCUGCGCUACGCCUUGUCUCUGUACACACAGGCCACAGACAAACUCAUCAGGAAGUUUGUCCUCUCACAGAACGCUCAGGUCCAUGGAGGGAAAGGGAUCAGGUACUCAGCAAAUGAAGACACACCACCGGAGAAACCAUCUGGAGUGGAUGCAGUUGGAGAGGUGGUCAUGCACGUGGACAUCUUACCCCAACCUAACGGAGAACAUAAGAUCAGUGUCAAAGUGGUGGCUGCUAAUGACCUGAAAUGGAAGGCGCAGGGUUUCCGGCCCUUCGUGGAAGUCUACAUCAUCGGUCCUCACCUCAGUGACAAGAAGAGGAAAUUUGCAACUAAGUCCAAGAACAACACCUGGUCACCUAAGUUCAAUGAGAGCUUCCAGUACUCCCUGGGUACCGAGGUUGGUCCAGAGAGCUACGAGCUGCAGGUGUGUGUGAAGGACUACUGCUUCGCCAGGGAGGACCGCACCGUUGGCAUGGGUGUGCUGCAGGUGAAGGACAUAGCCAACAAAAACAGCGUCACCUGCUGGAUGCCGCUGGGCAGGCGUGUCCACAUGGACGAGACGGGCUUGACGGUGCUGCGCAUCCUCUCACAGCGCAACAACGACGAUGUGGCGAAAGAGUUCGUCAAGCUCAAGUCGGACCAGCGCUCAGCAGAGGAAGGACGCAGCUGAAGGAGCAAGGAAGAGGAGCGCAUAUGUGCACAAAAACACCAGACGUACCUGAUAGACAUAGUAUUAUGCACACAUAUAGUUCUCCCACCUUCAUAGAUAAGACAACCAUGUGCAAUACACAAGCACACACAUGAAAAUGCUCUAUUGUACAUAUAUCUGCAUACAUUAUGCAACAUUUACAUUGCAACGUUAUCAAUGCAAACAUGGAGGAAUAUGUUUAUACAAAAAAAAAUCAUAUUUAAUUUUGAAUAUUUCGACAGCUGCCCUACUCAGACCUCUCGGUUUCGGGUUAGCCACACAUUAGCGAGCACUUGUCAAUCCCUCACUCAGCCUUUCCUAUAACACAUCACACCUUUUAUAUGCUGUACAUUUAGAUGUGAAAUAAUGCAACGCAGACAAACAAAACCAUGUGAAUAGUUUGAGAACGACCACUUUGCACUUUUGCUUCUCUGUGUCUUCAGGAGAGCAGUCCUCGCCCAGCUACGCUCUGUCCGUCUGUCCGCUUGCCUGCCUGACUGUGUGUCGUUCUUCCAGUCUGUCGUCCCCCCCUCCAAUCCCCUCCUCGCCCUCGUUUGCUCUGCGUAGUCUUUCCAUGGUGUGAUGUGUCGUGUAAGUUUGAGUUCAGGCACAGAUCUAAGAUCAGCUUCCUAAUGCCCAAAAACCCAAAUAGAGAAAAACCACAACACUGACCUUAGAUCAGUGUCCAGGGGCAACGUCACUGCUAGUCUGUCCUGUAAUGUACUAACGUCCUGCAUGUUGACCCCCCAGGAACACUGUGAUUCACUUUCCUGUAACCAUGGCAACUGUUCCCUUCCUCCCAUCAGAGAUGGGUGCCUCCAAUAUUUUACCUGUGUGAGCAUGGUGCAUAUAACCCCGGUACAAUAAGGUUUUAUAAUUACGAUCUGACUCACCUUCCUCAUCAUGAAGAAAAACACGCCAACAGUGGAAGAAAAAACGCUGAGUCUGAUAUGCGAUGUGUCGGAAGAGGCAGAAGUCGCGGCCACUUUUUCUCACUUCACAUCACGACAACGGAGCAAUACCCCAGCAUCUAACACAUCCACACCCCUAGAGUGCACAUUAACUCCAAAAAGGGCUACGGGAUCAGUGGACUGGGACGUCAGUUUACGCACUAACACAUACUGCCCAUGCUUCUUGUUUCCCCCACGUGCCCCAACCAACCACCCACCCUCCUACCUGCUCUGCCAUAAAAAUAAAAAAAAAACACGGCCACACUGCAGACACGCUAGGAUUCAGAAAGUCUUUCAUGAGUGACACUGUGGAGGAACUUUGAACAAAUCCACGUGAAGUCCAGAGGACACACGACGAUGCUCAGCGGAACACUCGUCCUCCUGAACGCCCGCACACGUAUCCAAACUCAUCUCUUAAAGGCAAUAGUGGUUUGUUUGUAUGUUCACUGAACCUCGUGGAUUUUAUGAAGAACAAACCCUCUGUGAACACUGCUGUGUCUUUUUGUUAUUGUGUGCCUGCAUGUGUGUGAAGGUGUGUGUGUGUGUGUGUGUGUGAGUGUGUGUGUGAGCUGCAAAAUGGGCUAUGAGAUUGUGAGCAAUAUAUUGUAUCUACACACCCAAAAUGUAUGCGCUGUCAAUAUAACUACAGGAGAACCAACCGCAAUAUCCAGAUCCAAGGAAUGGGAGACUUAUGAUUCUUUUUGGGGGUAUUUUUUGUAUAUCGCUGAGAUAUUUUCUUUACGGACUCAUAAAAAUGCCCGUUCCUGUUGGAAGUGUGCACGCUUUUUCUCUGAAGCACCAGACAUAUUUUAUGGAUAAGAGAGAGGGAAUGUGUUUUGUCCUUAAAUUACUAUUUGCCUUUAGUAGGACCAAAUUUGCACGAAGCAGAGCUCAUGUUUGUUUGUUUGUUUUUUCAAAGAAAGAAGCCAUCAGAGUCACCACCAAGAAUUUUAUGGUGUUCAAGUAUUAGUUUCAGUCUUGUCACGUGUGUUGAUGAACCCUUUUACCUUUCACUGCAAAAAGGUGAGCAAACACUCACGAUCGUAGUCCAGCUUGUCUUGUGGUCUCUUUGUGAAACUUAAUGAUGUCAGUGACAGCGAGUAAAAACGCUGCAGGAGCUUUUCCUGUUGCUGUGUGGAGACAUCACUGCUGGCCUGUCACGUGUUGUCUUUUAAUGAUUACUGUUGAAUUCUUACCAAAUACAAAUCCUCUGAAUGUUAUUUAUCCUCCAGCAGAGCCUUCUGUCUGCCAUCAAAGGGAUAGUUCAAUCCAGAGCCGCCUCAUGCCUUUUCGAUUUAGGCCUCCAAAUUUCACUCAACACAUACAAACAUUGAAUAAUGCGUUAAAUUUUUGGGUGAACUAGCCCUUUUAAAAAGGAGCUUGCCGUGCAGUUACAUUGUUUUAAUAUGUUGUCGUCUAAGCAAUCCCAGGUUACAGCCGAAAAAGCAACAAAAAAAAAAAGAAAAAAGAAUUGAUCGUCCGGUUCGGGGGCUUGUUGGUUGCCUGCUUCAUGUGCGUACACACACACGCACUGACGACACCUACACACACAUACAUACACACACACACACACACACACACACACACACACACACAUCUACACACCAAUCUAUGCUCAAGCACAAAGGGGCACAUGUAAGAUGACACACAUGCAUGCAUGCACGCCGACACAACUCUUGUGGAGACCAAUGAUGCCCACCCUGUGAAUAGAAUCAACUACAAUUGCAUGAUGGGAAACUUUAUUGUGCCAGCACGUGUCUCUUUGAUGUUUUAUUUUCUCCGUUUUUAAUUUCCAAACCUGUGUAAUGAUAAAUCAUCAAUGUGUUUUUGUUUUUGUUUUUUUUCUUUUCCAAAAGGCUUGUGAAUAUGUCAUCUGUAACCAAUAUGAAUGUAGUGUGAACACAGAAUUCGCAUGAGAGAAUUAUUUUCUACUGAGGAUGUUUCUAAUUUGUUUCUUAUCAUUAUUGAUCGUUCUUUAAUGAGGAUGAAGUGGAACUGGAAUGCAGCCCGAUUGUGAUCUGCUUCCUAUUAAAAGGACAUUUGUGUCACAAUCUAA